CCACCGGAACCGGAACCGGAGACAGGGCGGCCCCGCGCAGUGCAUUGUGGGAGGAGGAGGCUGGGGACCCCGGUGCUGCUGGUUGCAGGCGAGCGGAGUCCCGCAGGUGAGGAUGACAAGACUGUGUUAUAGUAUGUGUAGGACUACUUGGACUCUUAGGAAAGAAAGACUCUUUGUGCGCUCCUUGGCGUUGCGCCCUAGGGUGGUCCUGGGGAUAGAGACCAGCUGUGACGAUACCGGGGCCGCCGUUGUUGAUGAAAAUGGCAAAAUACUUGGAGAAUCCCUCUUCUCGCAGAAAGAUGUGCACUUAAAGACAGGCGGCAUAAUACCGACGGUGGCCCAGCAGCUACACAGAGACAAUAUAGACAGAGUGGUGAACGCCGCGGUCCUGUCCAGCGGGCUGUGCCUCAGUGAGCUGUCCGCCGUUGCCACUACAGUGAUGCCUGGACUUGCGCUGAGCCUCGGAGUAGGCCUCUCGUACAGUCUGAACUUGGUGAGAGAGCAUAAUAAGCCGCUGAUCCCGAUCCACCACAUGGAGGCUCACGCACUGACCAUCCGUCUACUGCACCCAGUGAACUUCCCAUACUUGGUCCUCUUAAUUUCAGGAGGUCACUGCAUCUUGGCUGUGGUGAAUAGUGUGGUGGACUUUCUGCUGCUCGGCCAGUCACAUGACAGCGCUCCGGGUGAUGUUCUGGACAAGGUGGCCAGGAGACUCUCGCUGGUGACACAUCCUGACUGUUCCUCUGUGAGCGGUGGACAGGCCGUAGAACACUUGGCUCAGUUUGGUGACAGAACGCUGUUUAGUAAGCUGGGAGUUCCCAUGUCACAGCACCAGGACUGCAGCUUCUCAUUCGCCGGUCUGCGCAACCACUGCGAGAUUCUUAUUCAGAAAGCGGAGGAGAAGGAAGGUAUCCACAAGGGGGAGCUGCUUUCUUGUGCUGCUGACAUUGCAGCAUCAUUUCAGCACGCGGUGGCACAUCACAUAGUAAAGAGAACCCAACGAGCAAUUCUCUUCUGCCGGCAGGAAGGCCUCUUACCGGCUACAGGCGCAUCAUUGGUUGUAUCCGGCGGAGUGGCCAGUAACGGAUACAUCCGCAGAAUGCUGCAACAUGUCACAGAUGGGAUGGACGUGUCCUUGUUGUGUCCACCGCCCAAGCUAUGCACUGACAACGGAGUGAUGAUUGCCUGGAAUGGUAUUGAGAGGCUGCGCGUGGGGACCGGAGUAUUGGAUGAGACAUGCGGCAUACGAUACCAGCCAAGGGCUCCCCUGGGGACUGACAUCUCGGAGCGAGUGCGUAAAGCUGCAAUACAGUUACCGUCACUCAGAUACAAGAAGUGAGUCUCACCAGAGAAGAUACCGGUGCGGAAAUCAGGGCGCAGGAGAGCGACCAGCGCUGAGGAUCGGCGUCAGAUGGGGGCGCUAGUAAGGACUCCGUGUAAGGAAAGUGUUAUGUAUGGCAGAAUAUAUGGCUCCUUUCUCUAUACCACCUCGGCACUGAGCAGAAAGGGGACGCCAUACACAGGGAUAUUUGCCGGUAUUAUCCGGUAAUAGCCAUAUUCAUGGUGCUAACCUAUCUGCACAUAGUGUGCGCUAAUCCACACAUCCGCUAUUAGCGGUAGUCUAACAGUUACAGGGAUCGCAAUGUGUGUCAUUUGCUGGAAGUGAUUCUAUUGGCCGACAAUAAAGUGCCAUUAUAUUAUAUUACA
Pseudophryne corroboree (corroboree frog) is the source of this 1707-nucleotide messenger RNA. It is a transcript of the gene OSGEPL1, whose product is annotated as O-sialoglycoprotein endopeptidase like 1. The record is from RefSeq and is a predicted model, not a curated record. The transcript has 8 exons. Gene Ontology annotation, cellular component: mitochondrion. Gene Ontology annotation, biological process: tRNA threonylcarbamoyladenosine modification. Bases 113 to 1339 code for a protein of 408 amino acids. Lineage: Eukaryota; Metazoa; Chordata; Amphibia; Anura; Myobatrachidae.